Daphnia carinata is the source of this 1264-nucleotide messenger RNA. RefSeq names its product F-box/SPRY domain-containing protein 1-like (gene Fsn). The coding region runs from base 36 to 794 and encodes 252 amino acids. Lineage: Eukaryota; Metazoa; Arthropoda; Branchiopoda; Diplostraca; Daphniidae. The transcript has 5 exons. Gene Ontology annotation, molecular function: protein binding. The record is from RefSeq and is a predicted model, not a curated record. Gene Ontology annotation, cellular component: synapse; SCF ubiquitin ligase complex. Gene Ontology annotation, biological process: synapse assembly involved in innervation; proteasome-mediated ubiquitin-dependent protein catabolic process.
AAUGAAUGCUGGGGGAUUGAGAGCCGGCGUUUAGAAUGCACGUGGAUUUGCUACCGGACAUCAUAUUAGGAAGUAUUUUUUCAUACCUGUCGCUGCAGGAUUUAAGAAGCAGUUCUUUGGUGUGCAAACGGUGGUACAGCAUACUGAAUGAUGAGGAUAAUGAUGUCUGGAGGUUGCAUUGCAUCCGCAAGUUGGCGGAAGAAGUCUUGAGCUCAGACCUUCUGUCUUCCACCCCUACCUACAAAGCAAAGUUAAAGGCAUUGUACCAUGCUUGGAAUCCUGAAGAUUGCUCCAGGAACAUUUAUAUCAAACCUAAUGGAUUCACCAUUCACAGGAACCCUGUUGCACAGAGUACUGAUGCUGUCAGAGGAAAAAUUGGAUUCAGUCAUGGUAGGCAUGCUUGGGAGGUUGUAUGGGAAGGCCCCCUUGGCACAGUUGCAGUUGUUGGAAUUGCCACCAAGGAAGCAACUCUUCAGACCCAUGGAUACAUAGCUUUACUAGGAUCUGAUGACCAAAGCUGGGGUUGGAAUUUGGUUGAUAACCAUUUAUUACAUAAUGGAGAUUCACAAGGCAAUUACCCAAUGCUGAACAAUGCACCUAAAUACCAAGUUGGAGAGCGAAUACGAGUCAUUCUCGAUUGCGACGACAACACGUUAGCAUUCGAGAGGAAUUACGAGUUUCUUGGAGUGGCAUUCAGAGGCUUACCAGAAAAGCUUUUAUACCCUUCCGUGUCGGCUGUCUAUGGGCACACGGAAGUCUCAAUGGUCUACCUGGGCCCUCCUUUGGAUGGCUAACCACCUCUCUCCUUCCUUGUCCCUUUGCCUGAAUAGAAAAAUUCUUUUCAUGAACCAAUUCCUGUAGGCAAAUCCGUUUUGCCAACGAAGAAAGGACGUUGUUAUAAAAGAAUCCAAAAGUUCAAUGUACAAAGGUUGCGUUGAGUACCUAUCGUUCUGACUUGAAGCAUUCCCAUAUUUCUCAUUCGCCCUUUUAUUCUUUGUUGUUUCUUGUUUCUCUCCUUCGUGUGUGUCAGGUUGAUUGUAGUGGGUUACAAUUCAGUGUGUGUGCGUUCAACUUCAACCGAUAAGCUAACAAAAGGUUGAUGCUUCGGUCUGCCACUUGCGAAUUAAAAAUGUAUACCUUAAUUUUUCCCCUGUGUAAUGUGUUUAUAUAACUUGCCGCUCACGAUGAUAAUAACUUUCUGGAACUCUUAUUGCCCAAAAUUUGGGUCUCUUUGAAUAAACGAAGUCACUUUCCUGUUCCAGUA